ACAAAAAUCAAUGAAAAAGCAUAAAAAAUUAUGUUUUGACCUUGUUAUGUACAUUCGUUUUUUUCACGAGGACUUUUCACAUAUUUCAUCCCAUUGGAACGUGUUGAAUUCUUGUUGGAAAACUCUAAAUAAGUACCUCCCUGAAACUUAUUUGAGUGCAGGAAAAUGUCUCUACCUGUAUUGCGGGAUUCUUCCUUGCCAGGAGCUUUAGAUGACCUCAUGGAUGUGAUGGCAAUGGAUAUUUUGAUUGAUGAAAGCAGUUCAGGGGAUGUGCUGGAUGAAUUUUCCAUUGAGGACAUAAAUUUUUCCUCAGAGAAUUUCGAUUUCCUGGACAACUUCCAAGAGCCACAUUUUGAGACUCCCGGACAUGCUGAAAAUGUAACGGAAGUCCCACAACCAUCACCAAUUUCUCCUACAGGAGAAGAAGAGAGCAGUCCAGUUUAUGUGAAUGUCCCUGUAAAGGAUGCGGUGGAUGAGUCAAAGAGUGAGGAUGUUGAGAAUCAGGAAGCAGUGAAGAGUGUACUUGAGCUUCCCAGGCUGAUAAUUAUGAAGCCACCACUGAGAACGGUGACGAAGAAGCCUUCAAAGAAGAAAACGGAGGAGAUGCUCCUUCUUGAGGAGCUGGAAAAGCUCUCCCAGGCUGAGAUUGUUAUACCGCUUAUUCCGGAAAAGAAAACCCACAUCAGGGAGCGGAAGCCGAAUUUAGUGAGUGUCCGGAAGCCAUCAACGGAUUGUGCAACGCCCAAGAAGAAAGUUCACAUUUCCAAAGCCAAGAAGCAGCUCUUUCCUGCAGAUAACAAUGAUCCGCCUGAGCAUGAGCAAGAGAUAACUUCGCCAAAACUUUCAGCACCAAAAGAGGACCAGGAAGAUCCUCCGGGGAUUCAUGAAACUGUCGUGGAAACACGGCGAAGUCUUCGCAUAAAUGCUUCGCGCAGGAACAAGAUCAACAAGGAAGUUUACUUCUCAUGCGACGCGUGCCGGAAAAUCUUCAAGGACCGGAAGAUGCUCCUCCAUCACCGCAAAACCCAUACAAAGGUAUCACAGUGAAUGGGAGAACCAACAAUUAUGCUCUCCACGAGUACUUUGCAUUCCCAUUGCGUCCAAGAACUUUAUCUUCAUACAUAAAUCAAUUCUUCAUCAACUUUAAACGUCUGUGGCGCGUUGAGAAAAAAAACUCCUAAAUUCGAUUUUAUUGCUCUUUGAUUUAUGAUUUUUUUAUUUCAUUCUAUGCUUCCUCUCUGUGAAAAUUUAAUGUUUUAAAUUUAAUUGUGUUUAAGUUAUUUUCAUUAUUGUGUGCACAAUUUGCCUUGAUUUAGCACGAAUAUUAUGUCUGUGAAAUGAGUUAAAAUCUUUCUUAAAAAAAAAUCUUAAAUUAAGUUGAUCUCUAAAAACAUUUUCUUUAAGGUUCGUUAUGUAAGUUUUUGUUUCAGAGUCCCUUUAAACUUGUUAAGG
This is a messenger RNA of Lutzomyia longipalpis, 1452 nucleotides long. RefSeq lists its product as uncharacterized. NCBI's taxonomy places the organism in Eukaryota, Metazoa, Arthropoda, Insecta, Diptera, Psychodidae. The record is from RefSeq and is a predicted model, not a curated record. The transcript is spliced from 3 exons. The coding region runs from base 166 to 1047 and encodes 293 amino acids.